AUGAAGUUCUCUACUAGUGGCCUAUUGGUCAGUCUAGCAGCUUCUGUACUUGCAGAAGAUCUCCUUUUUGUCGAUAAAUUUGAAUAUAAAGAGUUCGUGGAGGCAACAUCUGUCCUUGGAUAUACCACAAAGGUGGUCAGUGAAGCACAAUGGAAGACAAUGAGAACAGCCGAGUUUGCUGCUUUCAAAGCUAUUGUCAUUGCCGAUCCAGAUUGCUCGACAUCACCAAGUGAUGUUCAAUUCUUGACUGAUACCAAAAAUAUUUGGGGACCAGCAGUUCAGGGAAACAUCGUCGUUAUUGGCACGGAUCCUACUUUCCACUUCUCAGCUCAACCUGGCGCUAAAGUUUUGAUCGAUAACUCCAUCAAAUUCGCAGCAUCUGGCAAAAGUCUUGCUGGUGCUCAACAGACUGGUCUUUACUAUGCCUUAUCUUGUUACUACAAUGAUGUGGAUUCCGCAAAGGUAGAAUCUCUCUCAUACUUUGGAGAUUUCACCGUCCGAGGAAACCUUGCUUGCUACAACAAAGCUCAUAUUGUUGCAUCUUCCCCAGCACUCGAAACUCUUAAUGAUGCUGCUUUAUCCAGCUGGUCUUGCAGUGUCCAUGAAGCUUUUUCCAGUUAUCCAUCCGUUGGAAUCAAUGGUUUCGAGGCUCUUGCUAUUGCUCAAGAUGUUAUUGGUGAGGGAUCACAAACUUUCGGUGAUAAGACAAUUGGAUUACCAUAUAUCAUUAGUCGCGGUGCAACUCCAGCUGGAUGUGGUGAUGGAAUUUGGGAAGCAUCAUUGAAUGAAGAGUGUGAUGAUGGUAAUACAGUAGCUAGUGAUGGAUGUUCAGCAAGUUGUAAGUGUGAAUCUGGUCGCCCGACUGGUGAUGGACAUUGUCUUCCAGCUUUGACACCCAAUACCACAACUCCAAUUUACACUCCAUCUGCAUCUGCCACUCUUCCAACAUAUUACCCAUCAGGAUCUGGUGGGCUUUCUGGUCCUUAUGGAAACAAAACUGUCAUUUCAACUAUCGAUCACAACAGAAAUGUGACUGCCACCAUUCACGAUACCGUUACAGAUCAUGAUACCAAAACUAUUCAUGAUAUCUCGACUGUUACUACAACUUUCAUUCCUCCAUAUGUAACUCCAUCAUGUCCAACCCGAGACAAGGUUGUUGGUGUUGAAAUCAUCGUCUAUGUAUCUAUAAUUGAAUCAUGCCAUACUGUUGGGGACAAGACUGUCACUUCCUACAUCACAAGUGAUUUUUCCACAGAACAUAAGCCAAUCUGGAGUACAUCAACCGUAGGAUAUCCUUGCUACGCAUGUGCUUUAUUCAGUGCAGGUAUUCCAUGUCCAACCGGAGGUUUCAUCACCGCCACCACAACAUCAUGCCACGAAACUGCAGUCCCAACAUCCUACACCUGGACACCAAUUCCACCCACCAUCCUCCCAUGCAAAACUUGUCUUCCAUAUACCAUGCCCACAUGUCCAAUAUACAGCACACUCCCAACCUCAUCCAUCUAUAUCGUCCCAGCACCCACUCUCGGAACUCACUCCGAACCCGCAUCUCGCUUACCCGAACCUUCCAUCUACGUACCUGCACCAUCGCCUAUUACAUACACAACUUCCAUCUACGGCUUCGGCAUCACUACUUAUAUCACUUAUCCAGCCGGUCCAAGCGCCACUGUCAUCGUGUCAGAAAUCGAAGGUGAAGCUCCAUCUACAAUCAUCACUUAUGUCGCUCCCUCACCAGCUCCUACACAUGCAGUAACGACUGUAUCCGUUUGUCCACCUGGUGGAUGUAAAACAGUCUUAGCUUCCUCCAGUGUUCGGGUUCCAGCAGGCCCAGCAGGAACUUCUUCAAUCUUGGGUUAUUCUACCUACGUACCAUUUACCGGCGCAGCAACCCAUCUUGCUAAUGUUAAUGUGGCAAUGUUGAUUCCGGUAGUCGGUGGUACUUUUGGGUUGAUGGUUAUUUUGUAG
Sclerotinia sclerotiorum 1980 UF-70 is the source of this 1965-nucleotide messenger RNA. RefSeq lists its product as hypothetical. The transcript is spliced from 4 exons. The coding region runs from base 1 to 1965 and encodes 654 amino acids. The record is from RefSeq and is a predicted model, not a curated record. Lineage: Eukaryota; Fungi; Ascomycota; Leotiomycetes; Helotiales; Sclerotiniaceae.